AUUAUUUGCUGACAUCAGUUUGUAUAAGCGCAGCGGUACUCAGUUUAUAUGUAAUUAAAAUAUAUGUUAUUUUAAACAACUAUAAAAUCGUGAGAGGUCAGACGUUUUGAAGUGUUUUUUAAAAUGUGGGGCAGGAAAACCGUACAAUUUCUGGUGUCAAGGACAAUUCUGUUUUGUUUAAUUGCAAAAUUGGCGUCUUCAUGGGACCCAUGCAUUCAGAAUUUUAAUAGAGAUUUGUGCAUGAGGGAAGCUACAUGUGAAAAUUUAAUUAUUCUGGAGAAUUUAAAUAUAGAUGACCACCUUAUUCGGAAAUGUUAUAAUUCUUAUUUUUAUAGACAAUGGUCCGAAUUUCCAAUGAAGAUUAUUUAUGAAGACACUUCUAAUGAAUAUUCACAGAUGAAGCCUAAUGUUGAUAUUGAUGAUCAUUGUCAUUUGAUUAUAUCAUUAGAAUUAAGUCAUAACAAUUACACUAUUUUCCCUCUAUUGCAAGAUAUGCAAAAUUUAGAAAUGCUAAAUUUAUCGUUCAAUUCAAUAUACAGCGCAGUACUCAGUUCUGAAUACAGUUUUCCAAAAUUACAAGAGCUUGAUCUGUCACAUAACUUAAUUCAUGAGCUAAAAACGAAUGGUGAUGAAUACGCAUUUACAAAUCUACUAAAGUUAAAUAUUUCACAUAACAAUUUGGUAGACUUAGAUCCUGGUUUUUUUCAAACAUUCAAUUAUUUGCAAUAUAUAGAUUUGUCUUAUAAUGAAAUAUCAAAUUUAAAUAAAUUCGCUUUUGAAGGAGUGUCAAACCUUGUUUACUUAAAUAUAGGUCAUAACCGACUCAAAGAGUUCAGUGGAUCGCUUGUAAGACUUACAAAACUUGAGCACAUCCACGCUGACAAUAACAAAUUUGGUAGUUUGUUACAAAAUGAUUUUGGCCAUUUAAUUUCUUUAAAAACAAUAUAUUUUAAUGAUAAUCUGAUAACUCAAGUCGAACAUGAUUUAUUCAAUGACAUGCAAUAUUUAUAUACAGUCAAUUUAAAAAAUAACUUGAUAAAAAACUUAGACGAAAAUUUGUUUUCUAACACGCACUCCUUACAAAAUGUGGAUUUUUCCUUCAAUGAGAUACAAGCUAUACCUAAAUUCAUGUUUAAAGAUAAUAAUAUAUCAAUAUUUAAUAUACAGCGAAAUAAUAUAGGUGGAGCGCUAGUGAGAGGUACAUUUGAGGGCUUAUUUUUUGUAACAGAAUUAGAUUUAAGUUUCCAAAAUUUAGAUUUUAUUGAAGAUUAUGCGUUUGUUGGCUUAAGUCAUGUUGAAGAGCUUUUUUUAAACAACAAUAGAAUAAAAAAUGUGUCUUUAAAAUCCUUUAAUAAUAUGUAUACUUUGAAACGACUUGAUUUAUCUAAUAAUCUAAUCACCACUUUGGGUUUUCACAUGGAUGAUCUGAUAAAGCUAAAAUAUCUAUUAAUAAAUAAGAAUAUAAUAGGAUCAAUAAAAAAAGACGACUUUCAUGGAUUGCAUGUUUUACAGUUCCUAGAUGUUUCUCAUAACAAUAUUUCUCAAAUUGAAUCUUAUUCGUUUAAAGAUAUGGAUCAGUUAAAUAGUUUUGAUAUAUCUAAGAAUCUUUUAGCAAACACAUUGCAAGAUAAUGCAUUUUAUGGAUUAAAAUCCUUACCCGUCCUCGAAAUUUCAUAUAGCUCUCUAAAUAUUAUUCAGAAUAACUCUUUCAAUGGAAUGUUCAAUCUCCAUACGCUUAACAUAUCACACGGUGCCAUUACAGAGAUCACUUAUAAUGCUUUAAUAAAUACUGACAAUAUAAACGUGCUGGAUUUAUCCUUUAAUAUGCUCAAAUAUUUUGACCUGAAUACAACAGCAUUAGUUAAAUUAAGAGAUUUAUAUUUGCAUCACAAUUUGAUUUCUUCCAUUUCACAUAAUACCUUUGCCGGUAUGCCAUUAUUAACUAGAAUCAAUCUAUCAUUUAAUUACAUAAAACAAUUACAAGACAUUGUGUUUUUGCGUUGCAAAGAUAUCUCUUAUUUAGAUAUAUCCUAUAACAGAGAAAUUGUAUUUAAUAUUUCUUUAAUAGAAAACUUACAUUUUCUCGAAAAUAUUGUCUUGUCAGGUAUAACAAAAGAUUUAUUGAUUGAUAAUAUAGCCAAUUCACAUUUGAUUGAGUUACAUAUAUCAAAUUCAAGUAUCACUCACAUCACAUCGCUAGGAAUAAAUAAUUUUCAAUUUCUCAAAAUUUUAGAUCUAAGUCACAAUAAGAUAACGUUUAUAGAUGCUGGUGCGUUUAAUAAAUUGUAUUAUUUAUAUGCCUUAGAUCUAAGUUUCAAUAGAUUGAAAUCUUUACCUAUAGAUCUAUUUAAAGAAAAUAUAAAUUUAAAUGUCCUUAAUAUUUCACACAAUCAAUUAGCAACUCCCGGUUAUGGCGCAUUUCAUGGCUUAACGUCAUUAGAAACUCUUGAUUUAUCGCAUAAUGAAAUACAGGACUUGAAAACAGAACGAUUUUAUGAUAUUCCAAAUUUACGUAUUCUGAUUGUAGACUUUAAUAAUAUAAGUAAAAUUAGCUUUGAAGAGUUUUCGAAUCAACACUUAUCAAUUCUAAGUAUAGGCGGCAAUGCUCUGCCUUGUGAAAUGCUAGUUAAAUUUAAAAGAAGUAAGCUGACGUUUAAUAUAACCGCAAAAAUACGAGAAAAUAUUAAGGAGAACAUUCACGGCAUCACUUGUAGUGGCGAUGAACCCUUGGUUACUAUGAAAUCGAAUGUAAAUGAUUCCAUUCUAGUUGAUAUUCGAAAUGUUUUAGUUAAAUUAUCAAUGGACAAAUCCAAUGUAGAGAUUACAAAGUCUCUCGUAAAUCAUAAUUUUAAUUCAAUUAAUGACAGAUUAAAAGACCUCGUUGUUGAAAAUAAUAUUACAAAUACGCUACUAGAAAGGUUUUUACAGAGUGGUGAGAAGAUGAUGAUUUCAAAAACAACAAGCAAUCUUAAUUCUUACAAGGUUGACAAUAAUGGGUAUACAACAACUGAGAAUAUGAGUUAUUUGCAUGCUUCAAAUGGGAAAGUUGAUAAAACGAUAAAUGCAAUUAAUGAAAAGAUAUCAAUAAUGAAUACGACAAUGAACGAAUCUUUUGAACAUAUUACAUCAGAAAUAGCAAAGAACUCAAAUUCAGUACUUUUUACAGAUAUUUGUGUCGGUCUACUGUUGACAAUUGUGUUGUGUUUCACAGCGUAUAAAAUUUAUGAAACUUUUAUAUUGACACCUACACGUCGAUCUUAUAGUACGCAUGAAAUCAUUGUCCCCAUGGAUAACUCGCAUGUGUGAUGCGUAUUUUUUUUCGACUGUCUUCCUGUUGGAAGCAUCUAAGUGUAUUCUAAUAUAGGUAUAUUAGUUUUAUUUUAAUUGGGCAUUAACAUAAUUUUAAUAAUGUUAUCUUUAGAUUUUGCUUUGAGAUAAUCUCCUUAGACAAUUACGUUAUAAACAAUAAGAGUUUUUAAUUAAAUUUAUAAAGGAAUUUUAUAGAUAAUAAGUUUAAUAUGUUAAAAUGAUUACUAGCUGUUUGCAUCGGCUCCGCUCGGGUAGAAUUUUUGUAUUUUUUUCAUAAUAUAUUGUGUUCUUAUUUAUUUUUUUAGUUUUAUAGCAUUGAAAUUUUGAAAGAAUAGAAAAAAUUUAUCACGAGGCAGGAUUCGAACCCGCGUUUUUCCCAAACCGUAGUAACAAGGCCUAGCCUCUCGG
Messenger RNA from Zerene cesonia (dogface butterfly), 3717 nucleotides. Its product is annotated as slit homolog 3 protein-like. Lineage: Eukaryota; Metazoa; Arthropoda; Insecta; Lepidoptera; Pieridae. Gene Ontology annotation, cellular component: extracellular matrix. The coding region runs from base 124 to 3306 and encodes 1060 amino acids. The transcript is spliced from 3 exons. The record is from RefSeq and is a predicted model, not a curated record. Gene Ontology annotation, molecular function: protein binding.